Messenger RNA from Tuber melanosporum (Perigord truffle), 1077 nucleotides. RefSeq lists its product as uncharacterized. Gene Ontology annotation, cellular component: multivesicular body; ESCRT III complex. Gene Ontology annotation, biological process: endosome transport via multivesicular body sorting pathway; late endosome to vacuole transport; protein transport. The transcript has 4 exons. NCBI's taxonomy places the organism in Eukaryota, Fungi, Ascomycota, Pezizomycetes, Pezizales, Tuberaceae. Bases 70 to 738 code for a protein of 222 amino acids. The record is from RefSeq and is a predicted model, not a curated record.
GCCUCUUUGCCCUACGGUUCUCAACUUCUCCUUCUCCUACCUGUUUUAAAGCAUCUCCAUAAGCUUGCAAUGAGUGGGAUCAUAGAGUGGGCUUUUGGGCGGCGCCAAACACCUGCCGAGAGGCUCCGAAAACAUCAACGAGCUCUCGAAAAGGCUCAACGGGAACUCGACAGGGAACGCAUGAAGUUGGAACAACAGGAGAAGAAGCUUAUUGCUGAUAUCAAGCGCUCGGCUAAGAAUGGGCAGAUGGGAGCAUGCAAAAUUCAAGCGAAGGAUCUCGUUCGCACUCGAAGGUAUAUCCAAAAGUUCUACCAAAUGAAGACCCAGCUCCAAGCUGUGUCGCUGCGCAUCCAGACCGUCCGCUCCAACGAGCAGAUGAUGGUAUCCAUGAAGGGUGCUACCACGCUCCUUGGCUCCAUGAACCGUUCAAUGAACCUCCCCGCGCUCCAACGCAUCGCCAUGGAAUUUGAAAAGGAGAACGACAUCAUGGACCAACGACAGGAGGUCAUGGAUGACGCCAUUGACGAUGUUACUGGAUUGGACGACGAGGUGGAAAGUGACGAGGUUGUCAACCAAGUUCUUGACGAGAUAGGCGUGGACAUGAGCCAGCUGCUUGGGGAAACCCCCACAGGGCUUGGCAAUAUGAAUGCCGCCUCUGAAGGGAAAGUUGCUCAAGCGGUUGGUGCGGACAGCAUGGACGAUGACCUUCAAGCCCGGUUGGAUAGCCUUCGACGUUGAUAUCUGAACAAUUUUGUUCUCCCCCGUGCUUUUAUUCUCUUUAUGGGUUUGGCGUUCGCUGUUAUGUUAGUUGAGCUGUGUUAACUCCUCUAAUCGACCUUAGUUGUUCAAGUUUGCUAUUGUUUCCUCAGGACGGAAGGGCUGUUCGGGUUACCUUUUUUUUUUUUUCUUCUUCUUCCGUUUCUCGCUUGUUCUCAUUUCCUUUCUACCCUAUCACGUCUUGUCCUGUCAUGUUUAUCCCGCUUUUCCCUUCCCUCAUCUUCUCCCCUCAGAUAAAUAAGUUAUAGUAGCGAAAAACCACUGCGCACUGGCCAUUUAUAAAAGAAAGUUAUGAUUCCC